This is a messenger RNA of Seriola aureovittata, 7923 nucleotides long. RefSeq names its product potassium channel tetramerization domain containing 16b (gene kctd16b). Gene Ontology annotation, molecular function: protein binding. The record is from RefSeq and is a predicted model, not a curated record. Lineage: Eukaryota; Metazoa; Chordata; Actinopteri; Carangiformes; Carangidae. The coding region runs from base 1054 to 2355 and encodes 433 amino acids. Gene Ontology annotation, cellular component: presynaptic membrane; postsynaptic membrane. The transcript is spliced from 2 exons. Gene Ontology annotation, biological process: protein homooligomerization; regulation of G protein-coupled receptor signaling pathway.
UUCAGCACCGCGGACAGCUCCAGCGGGUGAAAGCAGCCAGCAGCAGCAGCAGCAGCAGCAGCAGCGGGUCGGUUCUCUCCGCUGCUCUGAAAAAAGAAAAAAAAAGAAAAAAUUAAAAAAAGAAAAAAAAAAUCUGAACUGAGAUUUGUAACACCUCUCGGGGACAGCGGAGGGGGAUCUAGUUUAAUUCAACCCCGAUGCAGGCGACAUAUUUGUAGUGACAGGCUGCAGACAAAAAGACAAAACCAUUACAGGACUCCUGAGGUUUGCGUGGUGUGCAAUCUCUGCGAAGUUUUUCCGCCACUGAAAGGCGUCCUGCCUCCUCCUGCCGGUCCGCACAGCCCGGGAAACCUGCUGCUGUUCAAGGGGAAGUUGAAAAGGAAACAAAAGUGUCAACACCACGUCAGCGCCUUCUUCGGUUUGGACUAUAUCCUUCAAGAAGUUGUUGGACUUUUUCUUUUCUUUUUUUCCUUCGUUUGCCCAGCUCCACUGCGUAAAUUUCUGGUUUUCUGAGCGUGUGCAGAAGGAUUCUUAUUUGUCGGAUAAUACUCCCAGAAGCAAAAGCGGCAAGCAAGACAAGUUUCUUUUUUUUAAUUCGGCUCAAUAGGCUUCCGUCAGCCUCCGCCGACUGCCUUUGUAAUGCUCUUUUUUCCAGCAGCGAUGGGAGUCCUACAGCCACUGAUGCAAGCUUUUGAUGCGUCCGGAUACAUUUCACCUCUCUGGCAGCGCUGAUUCUGAUUCUCUCCUCCUCCUCAAAGUCACUCAUCUCAGUCUGUUCCAUUUAACAUUCACAGGAGGGACGCCCCGGACUGCCAUCUUCCCCCCCAUUUUCGACUACACUGCCGAAGACUGGUAGGUGAUAAUGGCCAUGGAUCGAUGAACAAUGCUUAUUCAGAUUAUUGUGAGAUGAAGUUGGAGGCCCUGCAACGCAGAAUAAACGAGGACGCUUAGGCAACUUUUUUUUUUUUUUUACACUGAUCCAUUAUUAUAUUUUUCUUUUUCUGUUUUUAAACUUGCUGUAGAAAUAGGUGUGUGCCCUGUCUGUAGCUGUUCAUGACGGAAAGGAUGGCGCUGAGUGGAAACUGUAGGACUAACCCCAAAGAGCAGGCAUCAGUUCAGAACAGUUUCCCAGAUGUGGUUGAAUUAAACGUAGGGGGGCAGGUUUAUUACACGCGUCACUCAACUUUGGUGGGCAACCCGAAUUCAUUACUCGGUAAGCUAUUCUCCUCCAAAAAAGAAGCAUCAAAUGACUUGGCGAGAGACCCCAAGGGCCGUUACUUCAUCGACAGAGACGGGUUUUUAUUCCGGUAUGUGUUGGACUACCUCCGAGACAGGCAAGUCGUCCUCCCGGACCACUUCCCGGAGAAAGGGAGGCUCAGGAAAGAGGCGGAGUACUUCCAGCUGCCCGACUUAGUGAAGCUGCUGACCCCUGAGGAUAUCAAGCACAGCCCGGACGACUAUUUCCACAGCGACUAUGAAGAUGGGUCCCAGGGCAGCGACCACCGGCAGUGCCCGCCGCCCUCCCUCGUCCCCGCGGACAGAAAGAGCGGCUUCAUCACAGUGGGGUACAGGGGGUCGUGCACCAUGGGCCGAGAGAGUCAGACCGACGCUAAGUUCAGGAGGGUACCUCGGAUACUUAUAUGCGGGCGGGUGGCCCUGGCUAAAGAAGUUUUUGGGGAGACCCUGAACGAGAGUCGGGACCCGGACAGGACCCCGGAUCGGUACACCUCCCGGUUUUACCUCAAGUUCAAGCACCUGGAGAGGGCUUUUGACAUGCUGUCGGAGUGUGGUUUCCAAAUGGUGGCCUGCAACUCAUCAGUCACUGCCUCGUUUGUCAACCAGCACACAGAGGACAAGAUCUGGUCCAGCUACACAGAAUAUGUCUUCUACCGCGGUCCAUCACGUUGGUCCUCCCCUCCAUGUGAUUGCUGCUGCAAGAACCAUAAGGGUGACGGCGAAGGCGAGAGUGGCACUUCCUUUAACGACCUCUCCACCUCCAGCUCUGAGAGCCAGUCAGAGGCCAGCUCACCCCAGGGAACAGUCAUCCGUGGCCCGGUUAGCCGCCAAUCACACCCCCACGCCAAUGUCCAAACCCUGGACAGGCCAUUGAAAAAGGGCCCCGUCGCCAUGCUCCAGCAGUCCGAACAACGGCGUAAGAGUGACUUGCUGCGCACGCUCACGGCGAGCUCCCGCGACACCAGCACCUGCAAGAAAAGGCCAGCGAAAGAGAAGCUGACGGUCGAGGAGGAGCUGGAAAAGUGCAUUCAAGACUUCCGCAAGAUCAAGAUCCCAGAGAGGUUCCCUGAGAGGAAGUACAUGUGGCAGGCUGACCUGCUGAGAAAGUACCGCCUCUGAGCCAGGAAACAGGAGAGAGGGAGCAAACACAUGAGGCCAAGGAUCAGUUUACAUGUUUUUUGAUCAUGACUUUUGCAACAAAAUGGAGGCAACACUAAACUCAUUUGAAUCCAGUUCCUGAGGGAAAUUUUCUCCUGUAUGUCAGCAGAUUGAACGUCUACGCAGAAGCUAGAAAGAAGCAUAAAAAAACAGACUGAUCUCUUAUUGACGUAUGUAUGUGUGUGUGUGUGUAGUUUAGGUCUACUGUAUGUACUUGUUAGUAUGUGCUGUACCUUGCUGAAUGCUUCAGAGCUUUGAAUAAUUUAUCCCUGAGGACCAAUCACAGUGGGCGAAAGACAUCUGAUCAACCAACCGGAAGCUUGCAAAUGGCUACACUGGGAUUUACUGAGGGUCACUGGACUGUACACACUGUCAUUUGACAUCACUGAAAACCCAUCCACAGGGCCACAGUUUUAGUCCACAAAGACAAACACUGAUUUAGUUUGUGAAUGUGUGUGUGUGUGUGUGUGUGUGUGUGUGUGUGUGUGUGUGUGUGUGUGUGUGUGUGUUUCGCACCCAGGUGGCCUAGAGGUCACAGAUAAAUCUGCAUCAGGAUCCAUUAAUAAUUCAUGCUGUCCCGACAGUGCUCUCACUAUAAAUACACCCAGAGCUCUCUGCUGCCAGGGUAGUGUAAACAGCUGGGUCAAUUACUUUACUUUUAGUCAACAUUUGAGGACUUCUGAGGCAGGAGGAGGUACAAUUUCAUCAGCAGCACAAUUAAUUUCCUUCUUCUAAUAUCAGUUGUAUUGCAAACGUACCCCGAGUGAAUUCAACCACCGUACGCUGCAUUGAUUUGUUGCUGCGUUGGCUAAAUGUAGAGCAAUACCCAGGUUACAGUGUGAAGGAUAAGUGAAAGAGUGAAGGAUCUCAUUUGAUAGUCAACCCAUGGGGGAAAUACAGCAGUCCUGAUUCAACACACCUAUACACACACACCCUUCCAUUUAUUGGACUGGCAUUUAACCCAUUUACAUUACUGAAAUCAACAGAGCACUCACAAACGCACCCACACAAGCACACAAAGGGAUCAAUCGUAAGGUCAUUUAAAUGUUCAAUGACACCUGCAUGGAAUACGGACAGAAGUGGACAGGAUCGCUACAUUUGCUAACCUCUGUCAGGACAGACCGAUGCGUUUUCUGCACUGACUCUUGACACGGUAAUCAAUAGUUAUUGAUGAUAGAGUCCGGUGAUAGAGCCGAUAGACGUGGCUCUUGUUUACAGUUAUUAAUGAAGCCCCUGGGUUACUGAUAAAGACAAGCUGUUCGUGAAAAUUAGCAAUUAUUCAUGCAUUCAUUUAAGUACUCUUGGCUCUGUCAGAGUCAAUGGGAUGUGGAUUGCAAUGUGGCUACAGAAACAAACAUUGCAGAUAGCGUAUUUUAAAAGAGCACAAUUCAAGAACAGUUUAAUUUCCUGGUAGGUUGAUUGUUAUUUAUUUAAGGCUGUUGUUGGAUCAUAUAUAUAUACUGAAAGAAUGAUUUAGAAAUAAUUUAAUACAGCAAAUUAAAUUAUUGACCACAAUAAAUGGCUAAAAGCACACAGACGUAAACCCAAAAAGAAUUGUUGUCAGAUGCAUUGUUUAUUUAAAGAGGUAGUGUUACUCACAUCUCUCGUUUUAGGACGGAACAUAUAUGAAAGGACUGAACGUAUACAACAGUCACAACUACAAAGGAAACAAGUGACAUGUCAGAAUUAGAGUUCAAGAUGUUAAAAUCUUUUAUUGCUACAAGUAAAUCAGAUGUUAAUGUGUUUGUAAUUCCAACAACACGACCAAUAAAAUGUAUGCCGUUAUGAUAUAAUAUGAGACAAAUCUGAUCAGAUUUGUUUUGGAGUUUCUUUAAGAUGAAGUAACUAAAGUAGACGACUGGCGAUCAACUGCUUACAGAUAAAUGUGUUUGUUGACCACAGCUUCAGGUGAAAUUUGAGGUAUUUAUGAAUGGUGUGACAAUAGACAGCUGUGAUGAAAAAGGUGGUUUGAGUUGUUAAGUUUGAAAUAUUAUGAAUUGACUUGUACUGAUGAAAGUUCACAAUGACCUUGGUAGCUUAAGAUUAAAAAAAAUAGGGGAGGAAGUGGAAAUCAUUUUCACAGAUAAACUUGAUUUGAACUUCUCAUAGUUUAUAUUUGUUCUAAAAUCUUAUGAAAGUGCAGAGGAGUGGGCUUUAUAAACAAUCAACGCUUUUUACAAAGCACAAACUAAGAAUACAGUUUAAUUAAAAGCACACCCAAAUAAUAAAAUAUGCAGAAUAUAUACUUAUUCAAAAAUCACCUUAUUUAAAAAUGUCCCUGAUAUGUUCAUAAAAACUGAUAUUACAAAAUGUUUUAUUAUACUUAUUUUUCUAUCCAAAGGCCUUUAAAUUAAUAUAUAAUCAAAUGCCCUUAUGUUUCCCAUAAAAUGUAUUUCCUUUGAGAGAACUGGUUGGAGGAGAUUUCCGGUUAUAUUCAGAAAUAUGGUUGCAAUAGGUGCUAGAUUCAAACCUUCCAUUUUCCUCAUGUCAAUACAAUGAAAAUUACUUAUUUUUCUACACUGCUGGAAUAUUACGUUUUCAUUUCAAAGUCAUUUAUCUUAUCAGUUUAAGUUGAAAUAUGUUAAUUCAGACUACAUAUCAUAUGUAAAUAAUCAUCAUAAAUCAUACCUAACCAGAAUAAUGUAUUAUACUCUCUGUAUAUAACAUGCAAAUCCAUGAGGCGUGGCUGCUACUUUGUUCUUGUGAUGCAGUAGACUGACACUAAUGUAAUACAGCCAUUCUUGUUUUAUCAUUUCGAGUGUUGGGCCAUCAGGGAUGAGGGAAAAUAUAAUACACUACUAUACCAUGCUAUAUACCACAAUAACAAGUGAUAAGUUAAUCGAUUUUCAGGACAAAAGUGUCAUAAAUGGUCGUUCAGCACAUUUGUCUGAUAGCACCACAGAGGCAGUCACUGCUGAAUAAGACCAUUCAGUGACUGAAUUGCGAUCAGUAGAUCUUCAAAUUUAUAUUUAGUGCUUAUCAAAGAGAAAAGAAAAAAAAAAGAUUGUUUAAAAAUCAAAAGCUACAAACUGUUCAGCUGUAACACUGGAGCUUCGGUUACCACACAGUGCAGUCAGAAAGUGUUAGGACUAUAAUUUCGUUUUUUUUUGUGUGUGUGUGUGUGUGUGUUGUUUUGGCUCUGUACUCCAGAACAUUGGGUUUGAAAUUAAACAAAGACUAUGAGGUGAAAGUGCUGACUUCAAGCUUCUAACAGUGUUUGUUUCAUCCAUAUUGGGCAAAUCACCCCCCCCCCCCAAUUAUAAAACAAUCCAGCAGGAUAAUGAUUCUAUACACAGAGGCAAAGCAACAAAGGAGGUUCUAUGGAUAAAUACUUCAAUGUUUCUUGCCUGAUCAAGUUGAUCAUCUGGCCUCACUUCAACUAUGAAGGCCAGCAUGAAGUGAAGACAGCUGCAGCAGAGAGGGAGACAUGGACUACAAUGGAUUUGCGGCCAAAUACUGAAUACGACAACUUAAACUGGGGGACUUUAAGGGGCCACAUGCACGACAGUUUGGAUGUAAAGUUCACUCAAGUGAAAGCAAAGCUGAAAAUCUAAACUGAGACGGAGAGUCUAGUGAACUAGAGCACAGAGCCAACACACAACAACACUGACUGCACUGUACAGUUCAUCUUUAAUUCUCCUCAUGCACCUUUAAUCUUUGCUAAAGUGGGUUGCAUUCUCGGUUAGUUUGCUUGGUCUGAACCAAAGGUAAAACACAUUUUUGUUGUGGAAUAGCAUACCGUAGGUUCACACUGACCAGUUACAAACAAGUAGGGCUCGUUACAACUACAGGCCAGACAAUACCUUGCUUCUGGUCAAUUUUUACUUUUUUAGGUGAUCUGAGAUCUGAAAAACAUCAUCAGAAUUUAAGAUACAGAAUCAAGUUUAUUCCCCUUUUUCCGUUUCCCAUAAAUCAUGUUUUCAGCUACUGGUACAAUCAUUAUGAUCCAAACACGGUAAACAGUUUGAACGUGAAAGAUAAAUGUUUCUUCAUUUUUCAAAACUGUUCCAAUUUUAAUUAUUUUUUUGACAUCAAGUUAUUUUUGACAUCUGCAGUACUUAGUCUUGCGCUGUUCAUAUUCAGCACCGUUCUAGGCAAGAAAGCAAGUUGAUAUUCUUGCAGGUUUUGGGUUUGCUAGACUCUGCCUGCCAUUCUAAAAACGUGUUGAGCUUAUCCAACAACAAGGAGGAUCAGUCACGGAAAUUAUUAGACAUUAGAAAAAGGAUUAGAAAUGAUGUUAAACAGACACACACUGGAAAUGAAUACCAAGACACCCGGAGGCCUUCUAGAGUAGACUACAGCUGUUUUUGCACAAUGUAUAAAGUUAAUAAAAACACACAAACAAGAAAGUAUUUGAAAAAGAGAUAAAUAUGUUAAUAAUCACCUUACAUGCACAAUACAGCCACAAAUGAUGUGUCUGUCAUGAGAGAGAAAGAUUCAAAUAUUUGUUGUAUUGUAGAUCAAGGUUACAAAUUUUCACCUUCAGAGCAUGUGAGAUAAUGUUCAGUUCUUUGGGCCGUGAAAUGAACAACAAUGAUGUAAAUCUUAUUGCUAGAGAAUGACUGCAAUGUUGUUUUAAGUCACAUGUGAUGUAUGAAAAGGAGGAGAGACUGAACUGAUGUUUAGUUUGUCAAUUUCUGUUAUUUUUGGAGUGCCCGGCUGCAGUCUGUGAUUUUCUUUCCUGAAGUUAUAGUCAUGCCCUGCAAGUGAAGCCUGAGUUCAUGAUUGCAGGCACUGUUAUUUUUCCUCCUGCCUCUGAUGAGCCUGCGAACCUCAAAGAAAAUCACAUUCUUCUGACACCACCAUGGUCGACCCGGCACAUUCUGUUUGAAACAAAAAGGGCGUCUGUUUUGAUGUAUGUUGUUCUGACACAAAAAAGAAAAAAAAGGAAAAAAAAAGAAAAAAUGGUUCAGAAACAUUGUGAGCAUGUUGGUAUACAAAACUUAUAACAGAUUUAACUUAGUCUGUUUGUGUGAAAAAGAUUAUGUCAAAAACUGAUAUUUAACAGAAAAAGAAAACUUGCAAAAAAGUUAAAAAAUAAAAAAAUAAAUGAAAAAAAAAGAAGAAAAGAAAAGCACAAAUGUGUUGAUAGUGUCUGCUGUUCCUCCACAGUUCUAUAACAUUAUCAAAUAAAAAGUCAACUCAGCAGCGUGACCAAGCUCCUGCAAAAUAGAGCGAGUCUCACCAGGGGCAUGUAGCUCAUGGAAUACUUGUUUCACCAUGAAUCAUCUAAGAAAUAUUAACACACUAUUUUGGCAAUUGUAGAAUUAUGAAAACCUGUCCAUCAAAGUUUCUCUAACCUUCAAAUUACACAUAGAUUUACUUCCAUCGCUGAUAUAACUAAACGUACAAAUUGUCAACAACCAAACAUCCAUGGUGAGAGUCGCCCUGUGUUCCAGGUGUGACGUCCUGUUACUACGUCUGCCUUUAGAGACAAUACGAUUCAUCCGAGAGUGUUUAGAUACGAAGCAUAUAGUAAUUUUGAAAAUGUAUGAGUACAACCAAUAAACAAGACAUUCUGUAUAGCGA